This is a messenger RNA of Suillus plorans, 384 nucleotides long. RefSeq lists its product as uncharacterized. The record is from RefSeq and is a predicted model, not a curated record. Lineage: Eukaryota; Fungi; Basidiomycota; Agaricomycetes; Boletales; Suillaceae. The transcript is spliced from 4 exons. The annotation marks the transcript as partial.
CGCACUCAUUUUCGCCUCGUCAUGAAGCCCCGGGGGCGACCUUUGCAUAAAUUUCAAACAAAGUUGGAAUUUCUUCGAGCUAUACGCGACAUCGUGGCUACUCAACAGGAAGCGUAUGAACGGGGCAUUUUGCAUCGCGAUUGCAGCCUCCACAAUGCGAUGAUCGAGGAAGCCGAUGGCAAUAGCCUCGGAAUGUUGAUCGAUUGGGAAUUUGCUGUAGUUAUCGCACCGGAUAAUAAAUACCACGUAGGUGGAACAGUAAGGCACAAUUCCAUUCAUGUCGCGGCGGAUCCUGCAGCAAGUGAAAAAGAUCUGGACUAUUCAGAUGAUCUUGAAUCACUGUUUUAUGUCUUUUGUUGGAUCUGUAUCGGGUACAGCGGCCCU